This is a messenger RNA of Hypomesus transpacificus, 3630 nucleotides long. RefSeq names its product guanine nucleotide-binding protein G(olf) subunit alpha-like. Bases 324 to 1463 code for a protein of 379 amino acids. Gene Ontology annotation, biological process: adenylate cyclase-modulating G protein-coupled receptor signaling pathway. Gene Ontology annotation, cellular component: heterotrimeric G-protein complex. NCBI's taxonomy places the organism in Eukaryota, Metazoa, Chordata, Actinopteri, Osmeriformes, Osmeridae. The record is from RefSeq and is a predicted model, not a curated record. The transcript is spliced from 12 exons. Gene Ontology annotation, molecular function: GTP binding; G-protein beta/gamma-subunit complex binding; GTPase activity.
AGACUGGAACACAGAGAGAGGGAGGAAGGAGCGCAAGAGAGGAGCAGUUGGCUGGCCUCCAGAUUCAGCCUCGCUCCGCUCUUUGCCUAUUUAUAAUAUGAAUAUAUGGUUUUAUUUGUAUUUAUGAUGUUCAUUUUAGUGUAAGUGGAUUGAGCACGCAGGACUGCGGGGGUUAAAGAGAAAUUGUAACAGGAAGAUUUUUUUCUGAGCGACAGAAGUGUCGCACGGAUUUUUCGCCCUAUUUGUUCUCCAUUUAAAGGCUACUAAGGGUUUGUAUUACCCGUUAUUUAAUACUCUGUUUCUACGUGAAGAGGACAGCGGAAAUGGGUUGUUUGGGCAACAGCAAGACUGAAGAUCAACGUAUCGACGAAAAGGCACAAAGGGAAGCGAAUAAAAAGAUAGAGAAACAAUUGCAAAAAGAGAGACAAGCCUAUAAAGCUACACAUCGACUGCUUUUAUUGGGGGCCGGAGAGUCCGGGAAAAGCACGGUUGUCAAACAGAUGAGGAUUCUGCACGUCAACGGAUUUAAUUCAGAAGAGAAGAAGCAAAAAAUUUUGGACAUUCGGAAGAACGUGAAGGAUGCAAUUGUGACCAUAGUUUCAGCCAUGAGCACAUUAAUACCACCAGUCCCUCUGGGUAACCCUGCCAACCAGUUCAGAAUCGACUAUAUCAAGAGCAUAGCUCCCCUCUCGGACUUUGACUAUACAGAGGAGUUCUUUCAACAUGCCAAGCAGUUGUGGGAGGACGAGGGGGUGAAAGCUUGCUUCGAACGCUCCAAUGAAUACCAGCUCAUUGAUUGUGCACAGUACUUUCUGGAGAGAAUUGACUCUGUGGGACACAACGACUACACACCUACAGAUCAGGACCUUCUGCGGUGUCGAGUCCUAACCUCAGGGAUCUUUGAGACCAGAUUCCAGGUGGACAAAGUCAACUUCCACAUGUUUGAUGUCGGCGGUCAGAGGGACGAGAGAAGGAAAUGGAUCCAAUGCUUUAAUGAUGUGACAGCCAUUAUCUUUGUGGCUGCGAGCAGCAGUUAUAACAUGGUGAUCAGGGAAGACAACAGCACCAACCGCCUUCGAGAGUCUCUGGACCUUUUUAAGAGCAUCUGGAACAACAGAUUUCUACGGACCAUCUCAAUAAUCCUGUUCCUCAACAAGCAGGACAUGCUGGCCGACAAGAUUCUGGCUGGCAAAUCUAAACUAGAGGACUAUUUUCCUGAGUACACCAGCUACACUCUACCAGCAGAUGCGGUUCCUGAUGCAGGAGAGGACCCCAAAGUGACCCGAGCCAAGUUCUUUAUCAGAGAUGAGUUCCUGAGGAUUAGCACAGCCAGUGGUGAUGGGAAGCAUUACUGCUACCCCCACUUCACCUGCGCUGUGGACACAGAAAACAUCCGCCGGGUCUUCAAUGAUUGUCGGGACAUUAUCCAGAGAAUGCACCUCCGCCAAUAUGAACUUUUGUGAUCGGUGCAGCCUGAUUGGAGCCCAGCCAGUCCAUGCACUCCAACCCGUACUCACAGCCCCUAGAAGAAGCAGACUAAGAGAGACCAUGCUGACAUUGUUGAUGUUGAUUUAUUUAUGGCUGUGAUGUUUCCCCAGUGCCUCUCUGUUCUUCUACUUCAUCUGCUCUCUCCUUCCUCUGCCUUCUCCUCCUGCUUGCUGCUGUUCCUCUGGUGGCUCAGCACCAGCACGCUCAGUUGGUGUGUGCGAGUUGUGAUUGUGUGUGUGUGAGUUGUGAUUGUGAGUGUGUGCUGUGAUUGAGUGUGUGAGGCAUGAUUGUGGGUGUGUGUGCUGUGAGUGUGUGUUUGACGAGUGUGUGUGUUCUGUGUGUGCGUGUGACAGUUCUCUGGAUCAGCAUGUGAUGGUUCAAGGGGACUCCAGCACUACAAUGCUUGAAUGUCUCUCACUCCUCUCAACUAUCCUGUUUCUUCUCCAAUUUCCCUCUCCUUUCAUCCUUUGUGUGUCUGUGUGUGAGAGAGAGUGUGUGUGUGUGUGUGUGUGUGUGUGAGACAGAGAGAGGUUAGGCAAGCUGUAAUACACUUGAUGUAGCUCCUUUAUUUUUUUGGUUUGGUUGGGUGAUGGUUAACUGGUGGUGACUAGUUGGGGUAGUGGGUUGUACAGUUAGGGCUAUUGACUGGUAGGACUAAAUAGAAAAGAUAACUUAGGUAGGACAACAUAUACAUUCAUAAUUUGGAAAGGUCAAGAUAGUGACAGGUUUGUUUGAAAUAGUUAGUAACGUCUUGGUUAAGUUAGUAACAAAUUGGUUGUGUUGUUCAGGCUGCCUGGGUGUUGAUGUUAGAAACUGUUGAGGGAGUGGGCGUUGGAUGAUGGAUGGACCCAGAGGAUGAUGGGAGGGUGUCAUAAGCAGCUAUGGUUUUUCAGCAUGCUGGGAAAUUAAGUCCUAGCCAUAGAACCUCUCUGCCAGUUUAUAUUGUGAUAAGAUCUGAUGCUCUGGGCUGUAGAUUUAUAUACAAAUACACACACACACACACAUAUAUAUACACACACAGUAUAUAUGUAUAAAUAAUAUAUUUUUGUUUUUGUUUAUCUUGCAAACUGGUCAAGGUUGAUUACCCUGUACAAACUACAAAUUGUAAUGUAAUUUUUUGUAUUUUUCUUUCUAUUUAGCUUUCCUUUUUCUUUUCUUUUUUUGGGAGAAAAUAGUUGUAGAUUAUCUUUGUGCCUUGAUAAUGGCUGUACCUGUACAUUGGGCUGGAGUGUAUGUAUGUGACUGACUGACUUGCUUAGUUGCUAAAUGACAAACUGUCAGACAUGUCUGCUGAAUGAAGCAGAGCAGGCUUAAAGGCGUGGCUCUCUGGAGGUGUGUCUCUUUAUAGAGGGAUGUGGCUCUCUUUAGGAGCAUGGCUCUCAGGUUCUCAACAUCAUGGAUCUGUAUAAUAUGCAAACAAACAGCUAUGUUUAGAGAGCUACUAGCCUCCUGUAUCUGUCUGAAGGCUAGUUAAUCCAGCGUUCUCUGAGGGCAGGGUUAACUAUGUCUAGUAAACCCACCAUUUUGGAUUAAUCAAAAAUGUUAUUCCUGACACUCAGCUUUAAACCUUAACGUGUCCAGUUGUCAGCCAGCGAUGUUUUACAAGCGUAGGAGUAUCUUUUUAGACUUAAGGUGUUUUUUAGAUGUAUACACGUGUGUAUGUGUGCUUCAAAGCAUGCAUGUAAUGUUAACAUAUACACACGUACUCACACAUUGUAUAUGUACAUUGUACAUAUGCAUUUUAUAUUAAUAUACAUGUACAUAUUCAUUUAUAAAAAUCGACAUAUAUUCUAUAAAUCUAUAUGUACAAUUAUACAUAGUGAUGUGUGUGCCUAUGCGUAUACAUAUUAAUGAAUGUUUAAGUGUGUGUGUGUUUGCAGACACAUGCAGGCAUAUUAGAGUGUUUGUUUCAGUGUGUGAGAGUGUGUGCGUGUGUGUGUGUUUGCAGACACUGACAUGGCUCCACAGAGGGAGCAGGACCCCUGUGCACUACUGCAUUGUGGGAUUGUGAGCACUGUUAGGUAGCCGGUUCUCGACUGCAGCUUUUCAUGUGACAAACAGGAGAGAUCAACUUUUUUGUCAGGCCUUUAAGGAAUACAAAAAACUAUUUUUAUUUUAAUAAAGAGGCACACCAGAAAAAAA